Coffea arabica (coffee) is the source of this 729-nucleotide messenger RNA. The record is from RefSeq and is a predicted model, not a curated record. NCBI's taxonomy places the organism in Eukaryota, Viridiplantae, Streptophyta, Magnoliopsida, Gentianales, Rubiaceae.
AUGGCGUCGAAAGCUUUCUUGAUUGCAUUAGCUGUUGUUGCUGCAAUUGUUGCUCCGACAAGGGCAAAGGAAAUUGUGGUCGGAGGUAAAGAUGGUUGGAUGUUCGGGAUGGAUUAUCAGGCCUGGGCUGAUGGAAUCGAAUUCCACGUUGGAGAUACCUUAGUGUUUAACUACAAACCUAGAGCACACAAUGUCAUCAAAGUAAAUGGAACCGAGUUCAAACAGUGCGCAGCACCACUCGGGGCUGCUCCAUUAACCUCCGGUCACGAUGUAAUCACCCUCGCCGCUCCCGGAAGGAAAUGGUACAUUUGUGGCUUUCCCGACCAUUGCCACACUGGACAAAUGAAGUUUGCCAUUACUGUCCAGCCCGGUUUAGGAUCUCCUUCACCUGCACCUGCUCUAACUCCUCCCAAACCCGAUGCUGGAGCAGCCACCGGAUUUGGUCCCUCAAAAACUUUAUCUUGGAUGAUUGCUGCAUUGGCCGCCUUCAUGAUGAUCAUGGCUUGACGGAGAUUCAGGAGUAACCUUUACUACUAUUUAUACUUGUUUGAAAGCAGAAAGGCUCACAGGUUUCAUUUUUUUUCCAGUCCUUGUAAUCCAUUUAUUUCUACUUGUUUACGUAACACAUUCAGUCAGUUAAUGCAAUGCAUGAGGAUUUGUACGAGCUUUGAAUAAUACAGCAUCUUGAUCCCGUUGUCGCUUUAUUUGAGUAAUUAUUUUUUACAGUAG